AUGGCAACAACCAAAGUUUAUGAACGAAAUCUGGAGGAAACACCAACAUGGGCUGUUGCUGUUGUGUGUUUUGUCCUGCUUGCUGUUUCAAUCGCCAUAGAACAUCUUAUUCAUGGUAUUGGAAAGUGGUUCAAGAAGAAACACAAAAAUGCUCUAUUUGAAGCGUUGGAGAAGGUGAAAGGAGAGCUUAUGGUGCUAGGGUUCAUAUCCUUGCUCCUAAGUGUGUUGCAAGAUCAAAUCUCCAAGAUCUGCGUAUCGAAACAAGUUGCAUCCACUUGGCAUCCUUGUGCCAACCCAAAGACCUCAUCAACAUCAACAGAAACUGAGGAUGUAUCUGAUGACAUUGUGAUAAAUUCUAGGAAACUCCUACAAUUGUAUGACUCCAUACCAAGGCGUGUUCUGGCAACAAAAGGGUUUGACAAGUGCGCUGAUAAGGGAAAAGUUGCUUUUGUUUCAGCAUAUGGGAUUCACCAGCUGCAUAUAUUCAUCUUUGUGUUAGCAAUUUUUCAUAUUCUACAGUGCAUUUUAACACUUGCUUUCGGAAGAACCAAGAUGAGAAAGUGGAGGGCAUGGGAAAAUGAAACCAAGACCAUUGAAUAUCAAUUUUACAACGAUCCUGAGAGGUUUAGGUUUGCAAGGGACACAACAUUUGGAAGAAGGCACUUGAACUCAUGGAGUCAGUCAACAAUUUCCUUAGCGAUAGUUAGUUUCUUCCGACAAUUCUUUGGAUCUGUCAACAAAAUUGACUAUUUAACAUUACGGCAUGGAUUCAUCAUGGCUCAUUUGGCACCGGGAAGUGAUGCAAGAUUUGAUUUCCAGAAGUACAUCGAAAGGUCACUUGAGGAAGAUUUUAAAGUUGUGGUGGGAAUAAGCCCAGUGAUAUGGUUCUUUGCGGUGCUAUUCCUUCUGACUAAUACUCAUGGGUGGUAUUCUUAUUAUUGGCUUCCAUUCAUCCCAUUUGUUAUAAUCUUGUUGGUGGGAGCUAAACUUCAAAUGAUUAUAACAAAGAUGGGAUUGAGAAUUAAAGACAGAGGGGAAGUUGUCAAAGGUGCACCUCUGGUUCAGCCAGGAGAUGACCUGUUCUGGUUCAACCGUCCACGCCUCCUCCUCUUUCUGAUUCAUCUUGUGCUCUUUCAGAAUGCUUUUCAACUGGCAUUUUUCUCUUGGAGUACUUAUGAAUUCUCCUUACACUCUUGCUUCCACGAAACAACUGCAGAUAUUGUCAUAAGACUUGCAAUGGGGGUUGUCAAUCAAGUUCUUUGCAGCUAUGUGACAUUACCUCUAUAUGCUCUAGUCACACAGAUGGGUUCAACCAUGAAACCUACAAUCUUCAAUCAGAGAGUGGCAUCAGCACUGAAGAACUGGCACAAUACUGCCAGAAAACAAGUCAAAAACAGUAAGCAAACCACACCAUUCUCAAGCAGGCCAUCAACCCCAGCAUAUGGUAUGUCUCCUGUGCAUCUGCUGCAGAAAAACCUUGCUGGUAAAAGUGAUAGUGCACAAACAUCUCCGAGGACAUCGAACUAUGAAAAUGAGCAAUGGGAUUUUGAAGGCUCACCUUCCACAAGCAACCAUGCAGCAGCUGAAGAAACCGAAAUGCAAGUUAUUGAGCCAGGCUCAAGCUCAGUACCAGAAUUGCCCACUAGCUCUCAGCUUGAAAUCAGAAAUUCGAUCUCUACUGAGCAGAGUGCUGAGUUUCUUUUCCAUGAAUUCUUGCUCGAUAAUAUGUCGGAAUUUCGUUCUGUGAAAGGCAAUGUCUAG
Molecule: messenger RNA, 1761 nt
Organism: Sphenostylis stenocarpa
Lineage: Eukaryota; Viridiplantae; Streptophyta; Magnoliopsida; Fabales; Fabaceae
Source: the annotation of a GenBank genome assembly